Messenger RNA from Pyricularia grisea, 1126 nucleotides. RefSeq lists its product as uncharacterized. Gene Ontology annotation, cellular component: mitochondrial large ribosomal subunit. The transcript has 2 exons. The record is from RefSeq and is a predicted model, not a curated record. Gene Ontology annotation, molecular function: structural constituent of ribosome. Gene Ontology annotation, biological process: translation. Bases 369 to 782 code for a protein of 137 amino acids. Lineage: Eukaryota; Fungi; Ascomycota; Sordariomycetes; Magnaporthales; Pyriculariaceae.
GAUUUUUUUUUAUCUUUGCGUCUUAGGCCUGCCAGCUGUACGACCAACAGACCGGCCCGUUGACUUGCCGGCCGAAGCUUAGCUCGCGUCUUUAACUCGAGAAUUUUUGAACGGCCGUGUUGCGACACGGCGACGUUCGGAUCAGCAUUCAACGACAUCAUACACCACCACGGCCCGGUCCAACGAUCCCACGACGUUCGCAAACCCGUGACCCCAAGAGUUUUAGACGAAAUCAGCGAGAAUCAUCACGGUCAAAUCGAUUCUUGACACCUGCGGUUGUGGUGCAGGGCAUCGCGUCCAGGUGCCAGCAGAUUUUCAAGCUUGACCCCGUUUCUUUGCGAGCCUCGACUUGCCGCACAACGUACAAGAUGGCAGCAACCAUGGCUACACAGCAACUGAGGCUGCAACUGCCUCGGUUGUCUUUCCUAUCCUCUAGCAACUUUGCGACCACAUAUAUGCGACAACUAUCAUUGCCACUGUUUCCGUCCGUAAAAUUUGCCCUCCCAGCCAUCAGCCUUGGCCUUCCAUCCAUACCGUCGAUCCCUGCACUCCUUGGCGAAAUAUGGGAAGGCAUUCUGAGGGCAGUGCCAAAAAAGAAGACGUCUCACAUGAAGAAGAGGCAUCGACAAAUGGCCGGCAAGGCCUUGAAGGACCAAACCGCCAUCUGCAAAUGCCCUGCAUGCGGAGGUCUGAAGAGGAUGCAUUACCUGUGUCCCUUCUGCACGGAGAAGAUUAAGAAGGCGCUGAAGGACUCAGUGGAGGACCACACCGAGCCGAGGUAGUUUUGUCUUGGAGAUGAUAUCCAACACUUCACUCGCCAAAAUGCAAGCGACACUCCCGAUAUCCUGCUAUUUGCCUGGCACGAAUCAUGUCGGCGAGCGUCAGGAUCUACCUGUAGUGUGCACGCUGCAAGACUGUAUGAUAUUGUACCAACCUGCUGUACAUUUAUGGGUUGCGGAAAGGCUAGGCUUGGUUUGUUUUCCAAAAUGAAAGCGAAAAACAUUCAAGUAGAAAUAUGUUCUUUUGAUCAAUCAAUUUGUCCCCGAGAGAUUCCCCCUAGCUUCCUUAUGUUUGAUUCUAUUUAGCGGCCGCUAGUGUCACGCGUAUUGCUCAGACACGACAGUGC